UAUAUCUCUUACCCACUACCUACUCCGUACACUAAAUUAUUCACUGUGCUAUGUGGAUAGGCUAGGUUACCCGCCCCCGCUCACGCACAUGUGGCUUCGCUAAAUUUACCAUCCGCCAAUUCUCUCCAUCCGUGCUCAGCCGUGUCCAAAGAUGCCGAUCUAAUAUCUGAUACCAACUAGGCUGUACCUGUUUGUUACUAGGUAUCGACAUCAUAUCACAAGCAAGCCACGCCAAGCUUCUAUUCGAAACGCCGUUUUCAACUCUGAGGAAACCUUAAAAAAGCCAGAGGUAUAACAAGAGAUCAAAUACUUGGUGCUUUGCUAUCAUAUCUGAAAAGGGUAUUCUUUCCUGAACCCCAUCCAUACGCACGUAAUCGUACUCCAACAUGCAUUUCCCCGCUCUCCUCGCCAAUGAGCGCCUCACCCAACUUCAACACUCAACUUCUGCUUCCCAAUACUCUGGUAGCUCCGAAGCUACACACAAUUCUCCAAUUCAGAUAUCGUGCAUCGUUUUAAUUAUUCUCGGAAUAGUUGCAAAGGCGGCAUUCGCGGUUGAAAGUUUGGAUUGGUUAGAUUAUACUAUCCUUUGCGUUUUGACGGGAAUUUGGUAUUCCCGAAGACGACCAACUACAUAUGUAGUUUUGUGAGUUUAGACCUAGGGGGUCUUAACAUUGUUAUGGCGUUGAUGCGGGCAGAGGGGAAUAUGCAAUGUAGUUACGAUUAUGGCUGCGGUUUGGUUUUGGUUAUAGGUUAGGGUCUGGGUUACAUUCUGAUCUUUCAUUGGCUGGAUGGGCUGGAUGGCAAUGGGUCAUAGGAACUGGGAGGAGAGAUUUGCAUUUUGGAUGGCGCAACAGAAAUUA
This is a messenger RNA of Botrytis deweyae, 860 nucleotides long. RefSeq lists its product as uncharacterized. The record is from RefSeq and is a predicted model, not a curated record. Bases 387 to 647 code for a protein of 86 amino acids. The transcript has 3 exons. NCBI's taxonomy places the organism in Eukaryota, Fungi, Ascomycota, Leotiomycetes, Helotiales, Sclerotiniaceae.